GACACGGACUAACCUGCUGGAGCUGCAAAGUGAACACAGAUGUUAUAUGAAGAGUUUAGAAGCAGUAAAAUGUCCUUAAAGAUAGGCAAGACGUGUUUUGAACAACGUCAAGCGCAACAAGUAAUGUUAAUGCUCUAAAGGAAAGAACUUCAUAUACAAAAGUGGUUUUAUUUAGCAGAGCACAGUUAAAAUUAGAAAAUGUGUUAGAUUAACUGGCAAGUGCAAGUGUUAAGUGGUUUAAGAGAUCAACCUCUGUGGUUUUCUGGAUAACAACAGAGUUCGUAGCACCGUGAGACCUCACAGAAUGUCAACAUACUCAAUAAACGGUCACCAUUAUGCUUCGACCGUAGAGAGCAAGAGUUCUGCUACUCGACCUGAAGGUUAUUGUCAAUCUGUCUCACCGUAUCAUACUCUACCAUUUACUGCAUCUUACGAUGCGUAUGGAUCAAGUCGUGGAGAAAGGAAUCACACCAAUGAUAUUCAUGCAUCCACGAAAUCUUUUCUUCCAACAUCAGAAUCGAAUUCGUCAACGUCGCACGGUUGCUUUCAGAACGUUCCUUUGCCAACUACAAACAUGAUUGGAUAUCAUUUACAAAGUAAGCCACCAUACUUUGAUCAUAUUCACGAGAGCAUGCAUCAGUAUCCGUCAGGAGCUUUUAGUUAUGAUUCUCCAAUAUCUCAUGGACUUACAUCUCAGUUGUUUCAACAGCCUUAUUUUCCAAACAAUACUUCCAUGUACAGUCCUCCGUAUGAAAAUCAAAUGUAUGAUGCCAGCAUUGCCCAACAUCAUCGUGGCUAUUUUCCCGUUUUACCGCAACAACAAACUAACGAGAUUAUGACUUGCCUAUGGAUUGAUCAAGACAAGGGCACGACUGAGGAAUGCACGAAAAAGCCAUGUCGAAAACAAUUUAGGAUUUUACAAGAUCUUGUAACGCAUAUAUCUGAUGAACAUGUGUCUAUUGGUGAUAGCAGUGUCCACGUUUGUUAUUGGCAGGACUGCACGAGAAAUAGACUUCCUUUCAAAGCAAAAUAUAAAUUAGUGAAUCAUAUACGAGUUCAUACUGGAGAGCGCCCAUUUCCAUGUCGUGUCCCAGGUUGUGGCAAGCUCUUUGCAAGAUCAGAAAAUCUUAAGAUACACAAGCGUACACACACAGGCGAGAAGCCAUUCAUGUGCGAAUAUCCUGGAUGUGGACGACGUUUUGCGAAUUCAAGUGAUCGUAAGAAACAUUCUCACGUCCACACGUCUGAUAAACCGUACAAUUGUAAAAUUGAGGGAUGUAACAAAAGCUACACACAUCCUAGCUCGCUGAGGAAGCAUAUGAAGCUUCAUGAAAGUAAAGACAAAAUCCCCGUUAACAACAGCAAGACAAGAAUUAAUAUUCUGCAGAGUAAAACUCACUCGACAGUAAAAAUGACAAAUUCAGAGCAUCAAGGCAAUCAAUAUCAUGGUAUCACAGGCUAAAAAUCCACUCUGGAAAUCCACAUCUCUUCACUCGAAAAAAAAUUUAUUUUAGCACAAAAAUGUGUCAGAUUUUGUUUUGACUUGUUAUAGCCAAGAUUUGGGGAUUUCAAGAAAGUAAGGUUGUAUAUUUAAUUUAACCAAACUUUUGCAAGACAGAAUAUAUAAUAGAAUUUACCAAACAAAUGAAUUACUGCUUUAAUUCUCGUUUUUUAGAAUAAAGUUAAUCUUAUUGUUGAAAUAUUUUUCAUGCGAUCAAAUAUCAUGAAUCAUAACUAUUCAUUGUAAAAAUAGCAUGUCCAGUAAAUAAUAUCAACCGACGAUUUUUUCAUAUGAAAAUACAUCGCUGAAAAUAA
Molecule: messenger RNA, 1815 nt
Organism: Xenia sp. Carnegie-2017
Lineage: Eukaryota; Metazoa; Cnidaria; Anthozoa; Malacalcyonacea; Xeniidae
Product: zinc finger protein ZIC 4-like
Exons: 1
Coding region: 305-1462 (385 amino acids)
Biological process (GO): central nervous system development; regulation of transcription by RNA polymerase II
Cellular component (GO): nucleus
Molecular function (GO): RNA polymerase II cis-regulatory region sequence-specific DNA binding; DNA-binding transcription factor activity, RNA polymerase II-specific
Source: RefSeq, a predicted model, not a curated record